UGGUGUUAUGCAACAUUUUGCUCUCUCCUUCAAUUCUGUUAUGCGGGGUAUGGAGAGAAGGGGGCUGGGUCACCUGAUUUGACUUGCACCUCUCGUGGAGCCUUUAACAGUUUGGUCGCAGGCGUAGCCGGGGUGCGCAGCAGCCGUGCCUUGUACCCGAAGGCCCAUUCUCAAGGCUUUUCCGGACUCCCCCGCCGAGCGUCCCAUCCGCCAAGAAGGCUGAGCGAACGCAGCCUUGGCUUUUGCGGAAGCCCGAGUCGACGACCUGCGCCAAGUGCAUCAAGUUCACACCAUGGCUCCCUUGACGGAAACGAUCAUGGAGAGGCAUCCGAGCGCUACAACUGAAACAACAUCCGUGAUGGCCAAAACGAACCAAGUGGCGACCCCGAAGAAGUACAAAAUCGAGAUGGUCUGGUGGAACGUGUUUAAAAUCUCGCUCAUCCACAUCAUUGGUAUUUACGGAAUAUACGAGAUGUAUUACAGCAAGUGGCAGACCCAUGUAUUUGGUAACAUCAUCCUCAUCUUCUCCGGCAUCAGUGUCACGGCCGGAGCACACAGGCUUUGGUGCCACCGAGCGUACAAGGCGAAGAUGCCGCUCAGAAUUUUCCUCAUGCUGUUCAACUGCGUGGCGGCUCAGAACGACCUGUACGAGUGGGUGCGCGACCACCGCGUCCAUCACAAAUACUCAGAGACCGAUGCCGACCCGCACAACGUGAACCGCGGCUUCUUCUUCGCACACGUCGGCUGGCUCUUGUGCCGGAAACACCCAGAGGUGACCGAGAAGGGCAAGCACAUCGACUGCAGCGACAUCCUGCAGGACCCAGUGGCAAGAUUCCAGAAGCAGUACUACAUGAGGCUGGUGCUUCUCUUCUCCUUCAUACUGCCCACCGUCAUCCCUGGUUUGCUGUGGGGCGAGUCGUACUGGAACGCCUUCUGCACGGCCACCAUGCUGCGCCUCAUACUGUCGCUUAACUUCACCUGGUCGGUGAACAGCUUCGCCCACCUGUGGGGCAACAAGCCUUUCGACAAGAGCAUCUCUCCAACCGAGGCUCCCUGGGUGUCGUUCGUCGCCGUCGGAGAGGGCUUCCACAAUUUCCACCACACCUUUCCCUGGGACUACUCGACCAGCGAGCUGGGAUGGAAGCUAAACAUGAGCACCAUGUUCAUCGACAUCAUGGCCAAGCUCGGGCAGGCGUACGACCUCAAGGUCGUCUCCAGGGAAGCCGUUCUAGCCCGGAAACUGAAGACCGGAGACGGGACACGGCUGCCCAGGAGGUUCCGUAAGAUGGCCGCGCAGGAAAGGGAAAGCGCCGCCGCAGCGGCAACAGCGGCCAUAACGGGAACAAGCCAGGGCUGAGAGUAACUAUGUUUGAACGAAGAGAACCUUUCAAAAGGUACUGGUAGAAGGGCGGCGGCCCACGAUCGCCAGAGCCAAUGGCGCGUAUAAUAUGUCUGCGCCAGUGAGCUGACGACGCAGCGAUGACGUAGGGCAACCGCAACAUUCGAACGUGUGUGCCGUGUAUAUACAUAAGGAGGUUAUUGCGGGUUGCCCUGAUGCUUCUUUGAAGGGCUCGUCUUACAGCAUGUACCAUCUGAAAGCUUUGAAUCCUUGUUGACAAAGACGCGCGGCGCACGUUGACGGUCUUUCGGCGCAGCAAAGAUGUCCCGUCACAACAUGCGUUGGCGUAGUGCAAGAAAAACACAUUCGUUGAGCUGGCGGGCAAACACAAUAACUGAUCGGCAGUUUAUUGAGCAAAACGUUUCGCUUCUGUAAAGAAACAUGCUUGUGCACAUCGCUAACGUGUAUCAGCAGGAAAUACUGCGACAAGCGCUGGCACAAGAACUCAACAAGUCAGUACAUACUCGUAAGAACUCAAGUUCUAACAAGCUCACGUAGAUGAACACAGUCAUCCCGUGCUUCGCUUCUGUGGUUCGAUUGAUACAGUUUUCAAGUGCAGAAGCAACAAGUUGUGCACAUGUACUAUGAUGGACUCAAUAGUGCUUAUCCGCAUGCUAUCAUUCCAUUACAAUUUACCACUAAGUGUGCAAGUUGUAGUCGUGAUAUUUCUCUUGCUCAUUAAACCUUUGUAUAUAGUCAUGUGUUGUUGCAAGAAAUAAAAAGAAAUGUUGU
Rhipicephalus sanguineus (brown dog tick) is the source of this 2131-nucleotide messenger RNA. Its product is annotated as acyl-CoA desaturase-like. Gene Ontology annotation, biological process: unsaturated fatty acid biosynthetic process. Gene Ontology annotation, molecular function: iron ion binding; stearoyl-CoA 9-desaturase activity. The record is from RefSeq and is a predicted model, not a curated record. The transcript is spliced from 5 exons. Lineage: Eukaryota; Metazoa; Arthropoda; Arachnida; Ixodida; Ixodidae. Gene Ontology annotation, cellular component: endoplasmic reticulum membrane. The coding region runs from base 293 to 1357 and encodes 354 amino acids.